Molecule: messenger RNA, 1052 nt
Organism: Drosophila mauritiana
Lineage: Eukaryota; Metazoa; Arthropoda; Insecta; Diptera; Drosophilidae
Gene: Sap30
Product: histone deacetylase complex subunit SAP30 homolog
Exons: 2
Coding region: 189-710 (173 amino acids)
Biological process (GO): regulation of DNA-templated transcription
Cellular component (GO): histone deacetylase complex
Molecular function (GO): transcription coregulator activity; protein binding
Source: RefSeq, a predicted model, not a curated record
UUGCAAAGAAAAUUUUUUUCUGGCAAAGAGAAACAAAGCAAAGCAAUAGUCAAAAGAGAGAAAGGCGAAAGAGGAGACAAAGGAGCGAAACGGAGAAAAACAGAGGAGCAGGAAGCAAAGCAGGAAGGGAUUGGAUCAGAUUGGAUUGGAUACGAACGCGAAAGCAAUCGGACAGGCUUGGGAACAGGAUGAACAACGGAUUCAGCACCGGUGAAGAGGACAGUCGCGGGCACACGGACCAAACGUGCUGCCUAAUCGACGACAUGGAGCGCUGUCGCAACCAGGCUGGCUACGCCAGCUACUCCAAGCGCAUCCAGAAGACGGUGGCCCAGAAGCGGCUCAAGCUCAGCAGCGAUCCGGCCGCGCAGCACAUCUACAUCUGUGACCACCACAAGGAGCGCAUCCAGUCGGUGCGCACCAAGCGACGGCGCAAGGACAGCGAGGACGACAGCAACGAGACGGACACGGACCUGCACGAGUUCCCCGAUCUCUACCAGCUGGGCGUGAGCACGCUGCGACGCUACAAGCGCCACUUCAAGGUCCAAACGAGGCAGGGCAUGAAGCGGGCGCAGCUGGCGGAUACAAUUAUGAAACACUUCAAGACAAUACCCAUCAAGGAGAAGGAGAUCAUCACGUUCUUCGUGUACAUGGUGAAGAUGGGCUCGAAUAAGCUGGACCAGAAGAAUGGCCUUGGCAACGACACCACCUGAAGGCGCGUCGGCGGGCGGAGGGAGGAGGAGGACGCCGACGACGUCUACUCCUUUUAACGCUGGCCAACUGCCGAUCAAAAAAAAAAGUAAACACACACGCACUUCUCACAUUGUUGCUGCAUUUGCUGGACGUCGGCAUUGUUGACCAGAAUAAGGAUGAACGAGAAUACUGAUAGUGCAAUGCCUCAUCCUCAUCCGUGUGACCUCCUAGUAACCUAAUCCCCCCUACCCAUAAGCCACCACUGCCCAAACCCUUAAACCUUUCCUCGACUCCCCGGAACACAAAAGUAAUAUGCAAUGAAAGAACGUAAGGAAAAAGGCAACUGGUGCUCCCACAAAAAA